Podospora bellae-mahoneyi is the source of this 840-nucleotide messenger RNA. RefSeq lists its product as uncharacterized. The transcript has 3 exons. The record is from RefSeq and is a predicted model, not a curated record. Gene Ontology annotation, molecular function: oxidoreductase activity, acting on the CH-OH group of donors, oxygen as acceptor; FAD binding; L-gulono-1,4-lactone dehydrogenase activity. NCBI's taxonomy places the organism in Eukaryota, Fungi, Ascomycota, Sordariomycetes, Sordariales, Podosporaceae. The coding region runs from base 1 to 840 and encodes 279 amino acids.
AUGAUUCCCACAGGCCUUGGUGUUGGCCUGAGCAGCCUUCUCCUCUGCUCGGGCACCGCAUCAGCCUUGGUAUGGAACACCUUUGACGGCCCAGGGUCCCCAGCCUGCCAUAAUGUCUCCCGGGUCCACGACGCCACCUCCGUCGAGGAUAUGCAAUCCGUCGUCAAGUCAGCCAUCCUGUCCAAGUCCUUGGUCCGCGCCGCAGGAAAGGGUCACAUGUGGUACGAUACCCAAUGCAGCGACGACUCGACCAUCAUCAUCAAAACUGCCAUUGUGGCCGGCAUCUACGACUUCAGCCUUCCCGAGGGGGCCCCCCAUGGGUCCGUACUUGUUGACGCUGGAGUUACUUUCUUCCAGCUGGCCGAGUAUCUCCAUGAUAGGGGUGCCAGUGUUGGGUACACCCUCACGAACUGGAACAUCAGUUUCGGCGGGAGUGUGGUGAUGGGGGCUCACAGAAGCUCGAUUAGAGAAGACUCGAUGGUGGCGGCGGAAAGGAAUGAAAGUGAUGAUGACUGGUUGGCUGCUUCGACCAGUCUGGGAUUGUUGGGAAUUAUUGCGAGGAUAAAACUCAAGAUCUAUCCUGACAGCAAGGUUUAUGCCAAGCAGAACACAGAGUUUCAUCAGCGAUAUUACGAUGUUGUCCCCGCCAACUUCACCGAGCAGCAAGGCUUCCAAAACACGUUUUGUGUGACCGACCUCGAGGCGUUUGCUGCCAAGAAUUUUCUCAACAGCCGGAAGUACUUGCCCACAUCCAACAUGCUCAUGGAGGAGAUCUUUUUUGGGCAGUGGGAGAAGCCAGACUUUAGGGAGAAGACGACGAGCAAAGCUAUUGACAAGUGA